AUGGAAGGGUCGAAAACACUGACGGGGCCUGACGAGGUGUUACCCUCCCUGGAAGCCAUACAAAGAGCACGCAGCAGCCUGCUGGAGACUCUACCUGACGACGGACUUGGAGCAGAUCAUGUGGAGGCUCAUUUGAAACGAGAAAUUGUGCCUGGCUUGAAUCGUCCGUCUCAGUCAUCUCACUACUACGGCUUCGUCAUUGGUGGUGCCACGACUGCUGCCAGGACAGCAGACCAUAUCGCCGUUGAAGUCGAUCAAAAUGUGCAUGUACACUUGCCGAAGGAAACUGUGGCCACUGAUGUCGAAGAUCGAGCAACGCAUAUGGUCUGCGAGCUCCUCAACUUAACACCCGAACACUGGCCUCACCGUAUCUUCAGCACAGGUGCCACCGCAAGCAAUGUCCUUGGUCUAGCCUGCGGACGAGAGCAUGUGAUACAGAAAAGUGCAUCACACGCGAGCAGCCAGCAGUCCAUCAGCGUCGCUGAGAUGGGAACACACAAAGCUAUGAUGUGGGCAGGCAUAUCAGACGUACAGAUCCUGACGACCGUGCCACAUUCGUCGUUGAGAAAAGCCGCUUCCAUCGUAGGGCUAGGCCGAGCGGCAGUCAUUGAUGUAGGAAGAAUCGAUCUACCUCAUCGUUUCGAUAUGGCUUUCCUGGAAGAUCAUCUACGAGAGGAGAAGACUGCUUGUAUCGUGGCUGUGUCGUGCGCCGAGGUCAAUACUGGGUUGUUUGCCACUGAUGGUAAUGACAUGGCGAGGAUCAGGGCCUUGUGUGACAAGUACGGUGCGUGGCUUCACGUGGAUGCUGCAUUUGGUCUGUUGGCGCGAAUAUUGCCACCUAACGACGAAUAUAGUGUGCUCAACGCUGGUGUGGCAGGCCUAGAGCUUGCAGAUUCAAUCACUGGAGAUGCACACAAGCUGCUGAACGUCGUGAGUCUAUAUAAAACAUUUUACAACACAAAUGCUGCGUAUCUGAACACUGGAUCGUCGGAAACCACAGCAUCUAAGGAUCGAACCAUACCAUCGCCUCUGAACAUCGGGAUUGAGAAUUCUCGUCGCUUCCGUGCCUUGCCUGUGUAUGCCACAUUGGCGGCGUACGGCAAGAAUGGCUACCGCGACAUGCUCGAGAGACAAAUACGCUUGGCCCGUGGUAUUGCGAAGUGGAUCAUGGAGAGCAGUCGAUAUGAGCUGCUGCCGCCAGCAUCGACUGGGACUAGUCGAUCGGACAUUUUGAAGAGCAUCUACAUCGUAGUGCUUUUCCGGGCGCGAGACGGCGCAUUGAAUGAGAGCUUGGUGCAGCGAAUCAAUUCCUCUCGACGCAUGUAUGUGAGUGGUACGCAGUGGAUUGGGAAGCCAGCUGCUCGUUUCGCCAUUGCUACUUGGUUGGUUGAUCCGGAGCGAGACUUGCCAUUAGUGAUCACUGAGCUGGAUAAAGCGACGCAGUGA
Molecule: messenger RNA, 1446 nt
Organism: Recurvomyces mirabilis
Lineage: Eukaryota; Fungi; Ascomycota; Dothideomycetes; Mycosphaerellales; Teratosphaeriaceae
Exons: 2
Coding region: 1-1446 (481 amino acids)
Biological process (GO): carboxylic acid metabolic process
Cellular component (GO): cytoplasm
Molecular function (GO): pyridoxal phosphate binding; carboxy-lyase activity
Source: RefSeq, a predicted model, not a curated record